AUGGAAUAUAUGAGAGAAAGAAAUAAGAGAAUUCCUGAUUCUGAUGAACGCUUUAGCUAUAUUGUUAUAAAAGGAUCACCUCUUUAUAAUAAAGAAGGUAGAAAGGAGCUAUAUAGAGUUAGCGAUUUUAUGAAGUAUGCAGAUAUCACAAAAGAGCAAAACAUGGAAAUAGAUAUCAAUUAUUACUUAGGAACAACAACAGUAAUGUGCACACGCUUUAUUAAUAAAGAUGAUAUGUAUCAAUUGCUUUUAUCAGAUAAAAUAAUGCAGAUCAAGGAUUCAGAUAAAAGGGAAAAACAGAUUAAUAUCUAUUUCUAG
Funneliformis geosporum is the source of this 318-nucleotide messenger RNA. NCBI's taxonomy places the organism in Eukaryota, Fungi, Glomeromycota, Glomeromycetes, Glomerales, Glomeraceae. The record is from the annotation of a GenBank genome assembly.